AUGGAAACCAAUUAUCCUCCGCCGUGGGCACGUUUUUUGCAGCAAAGUCACAAGAAGAAUAAUAGAAGUGUUGAUAAUAGAGCAAUUUUCAGUUGGCCACCGCCAGGAGAAAUUCCAAAGUGCGAUAAGGAUUCGUUCAAAUGUUUGAAGUUGAAUUCGAUGUUGGAUUCCGGAAAUUCCAAUUCCCCUGAUAAAGUUUUGCAUGAUCUGGCGUUUGAGAAUUUUUGUAUCCUGGCAUUCAAAGUGGACGAAGCUAUAAGAUUUGAAUACGAAUCAUCCCCGUCGAAAAGGAUAGUUUACACUUUUGACGAUGAGGAAAAUGUUUGGGAAGUGGAGGAGGCAAAUCCAUGA
Acaulospora colombiana is the source of this 351-nucleotide messenger RNA. The record is from the annotation of a GenBank genome assembly. NCBI's taxonomy places the organism in Eukaryota, Fungi, Glomeromycota, Glomeromycetes, Diversisporales, Acaulosporaceae.